AUGGACCAAUGUCCUCCGGAAAUCUGGAUUCGAAUUUUCUCACUCGCAUGCACCGACGAUGGCACCACUGGUCGAUCGCUUUCCCUCGUCUCCGGCGCCUUCAACACGUUGUCGAAGCCCUUCAAGUACCAGUCCAUCGCCUUGACUCGCUCAAAGCGCGUUCUUUCCUUCAACGCCCAACUGGACCGACUCCCAUCGGACGAUAGAAGAGUGAAAUAUCUCUUCGUCCACUGCCCGCACGUUUUCUUGGAUAACGACGACGAUGGAGAUGACGACUAUGAGGGGUCAUCAAGCUCGGGGUCAGGAUCGACUGGAAGCUACGACGAUUCUGCCUAUCAAUCCGACUAUCAGGCAUCAUCGCCAAGGCUCCUCAGCGAGCUCAACGACCUCGCUACGGAGGCCCACGAAGCACGGCAGAACAGGGAGGACGAAGACUUCGACAUGGCAGACAGUACAUCAUCCGUUGCGUUUCGGGAACAACUUUCUCAAGCAGACGACAUCGUCUCAAAAUCCCUUUUCGAUCUCCUCCAGAAGAUUUCGCCCACGCUCGAACUUCUGUCCCUGUACUAUGUCUCCUGUCAAGGGCGGCUGAUCGAGGAGAUGAUCCCUCCUCUUCCUCACCUUCGGGAACUAUGCCUCUUCAGACGGUUCUCGGACGAACUUGCUAUUGAACCAGAGACCGAGGAUAGAGCUUCAAUGCUAUUUCCCGUUCUCGAGAGACUCCACCUAAGUGGAUACUUGGAAGAACGCCCGACCAGGAUAGGUGAAACCGUCGCGGAUUUGGCCCCGUCUCUGCGAGUGCUUCGCAUUCCAAAACAUUCGUACAAUCCAAUCCAUCUCCCUCCGCAACCCAUACGAUUUGGUCCCCUGAUCGAAGUGGUUAUCUUGGAGCCGCCGCCGAUCAACUCUCAGUUCCCAAACGAGUCUUUCCUGCCGACAAACAUCACGCAAGAGAGUCUUUCCAUGACUGCGGAUGAUCCCAUGGGUUUAGCUGACCCUCGCGUCAGGGUGGUUAUGAUGCAUCCCUCUCCCCAUGAAGAUCGAUACCAUCCGGAAGUCUGGAAACGGGAUUGGCUUCGUCGAGUGGAGGGUGGUGAAGGGUGCUGGACUGUUGCAUAAAGGCGAUUGGGAAGAUUUCGAUGUAGGGCUUUGGUUUGGUAUGUGGUUAUGUCUGUCAGUGGAUGUUCUAGCGAGAUGUGAACGUCGUUACCUCACUGUGUGUUAUUAUUUAAAUAAUGAUGGCGGGGGCACU
Coprinopsis cinerea okayama7#130 is the source of this 1252-nucleotide messenger RNA. RefSeq lists its product as hypothetical. NCBI's taxonomy places the organism in Eukaryota, Fungi, Basidiomycota, Agaricomycetes, Agaricales, Psathyrellaceae. Bases 1 to 1119 code for a protein of 372 amino acids. The transcript is spliced from 2 exons. The record is from RefSeq and is a predicted model, not a curated record.